CCGAGGAUGAGGUUGAUGGCGUCCCGAAUGCUGCUCCUCAUGCUGUCAGGGGCCCUGGCCCUGACAGAGACCUGGGCGGGCUUCCACUCGCUGAGGUAUUUCGUCACUGCCGUGUCCCGGCCCGGCAGGGAGCCCCAUUUCUUCGCCGUGGGCUACGUGGACGACAAGCAGUUCGUGCGCUUUGACAGCGAAGCCAAGAAUCCCAGUGCGGAGCCACAGGUGCCUUGGAUAGAGCAGGAGGGGCCGGAGUACUGGGAUCGGCUGACACAGAUCGCCAAGAGCACUGCACAGACUCAUCGAGUGAACCUCAACACCCUGCUCGGCUACUACAACCAGAGCGCAGGCGGGUCUCACACCAUCCAGACAAUGUGUGGCUGCGACGUGGGGACAGACGGGCGCCUCCUCCACGGGUACCAGCAGUACGCCUACGACGGCAAGGACUACAUCGCCCUGAACGAAGACCUGCGCUCCUGGACCGCAGCGGACGUGGCUGCUCAGAUCACCAAGAGGAAGUGGGAGGCUACUGGUUUCGCAGAGGAGCAGAGGGCCUACCUGGAAGAGGAGUGUGAGGAGUGGCUCCCCAGACACCUGGAGAAAGGGAAGGAGACGCUGCAGCGCACAGACCCCCCAAAGACACAUGUGACUCACCACCCUAGCCCUGAAGGAGAUGUCACUCUGAGGUGCUGGGCCCUGGGCUUCUACCCUAAGGAGAUCACCCUGAACUGGCAACGAGAUGGGGAGGACCAGACUCAGGAGAUGGAACUUGUGGAGACCAGGCCUGCAGGGGAUGGAAACUUCCAGAAAUGGGCAGCUGUGGUGGUGCCUGCUGGAGAGGAGCAGAGAUACACAUGCCAUGUGCAUCAUGAGGGUCUGCCUGAGCCACUCACCCUGAGAUGGGAGCCACCCCCUCAGCCCACCAUCCCCAUGGUGGGAAUUGUUGCUGCAGUAGUUCUUGGAGCUGUUUUCAUUGGAGCUGUGGUCUGUUUUGUCAGGGGGAAGAAGAAAAACACAGGUGUAAAAAAAGGGCCCUAUGCUCCAGCUGCCUGUAAUGACAGUGCCCAGGACUCUGAUGUGUCUCUCACUGCUUAAAAAGGUGAGA
Urocitellus parryii (Arctic ground squirrel) is the source of this 1099-nucleotide messenger RNA. NCBI's taxonomy places the organism in Eukaryota, Metazoa, Chordata, Mammalia, Rodentia, Sciuridae. The record is from RefSeq and is a predicted model, not a curated record.